GGGGGGUGGGAAUGACUGCUUGAAGCUACCCUUCUGUCUCUUAUUCCUACUUCUUCAACCACUAUCAUUAGGAUGUACUGUGUUAUUUAUGAUAGACAUACUGUUUAGUUUUGACACCUGCUCUCUUCUCAUAAUUGAAAAGCAGGAUAUUUCAUAGAUCAGAUAGCCUCUACACACCCUACAAACUUGUUAGCUAAAGUUGGGGGUAGGAAGUGGAGAUGAGGACAGUAUUUGGGAUUUUAUGAUUCAUUGCUUGGCAGCCAUAUCUAAGACAGUCAAGUUUCUGCACUUUGUGAACUGUGGGAGUUAGAAAGUUGGGUGAGCCCAGUCAAUUGUUUCCUGACACUAGCAGGAAAUUGAUUCCACAUUAUGCAGAGGCCUUAAAAGUUGUCCAUUAGUGCAGGCUAUCCAUAGCCAUGUCACAUUUCUUCUACUUGACUCCACAAAUUCUCCUGCCUUUUAGCCCUCUUACUCCUCAGGAGUUUGACACGAUCCGACACAGGGCUGGAGCAUCUUGGCAGAACGAGACGCGAUGGUCAGAUGCCUCUGUGACAACAUACACAGGCAGUUACCGGGAGAAACAUCUGGAUAAGUCCACGAGCAGCCGAUUUUCUUUCAGAGUAUUGCAGAAUGGGCCUAAGUUCAAACACGUGUCAUCACCAAGCAGUUCGGCCAGCAGUUCUACACCCUGCCUCCCUGGAACCCAGGAAACUAUAGACGCUCAAGGACUGUUUCCUGAUAUAACCAGGCCCUUUAAAAAGUCACUUGACGUCAGGCAUGGAGUGGCACACCAAAUUUGGUGCUUCGAUGAUAUUUCUCCGGCACCUCAAGGUUACAGACAAAUCUAUAUGAGACAUACAAGGCCAGCACAUGUGAUCUUACUGAACUACAGGAGACAAGGUGAAGGCUUCCUGAAUCGUCUUCGUGAGCACUGGGAUUCUAGCAGCACCAGUACCAGCACCACUGGCCCCUCCGAAAGCUCCGAAGUCCAUCACUGCUCCAGCUUUGGUCGGACAAGGCGGGUCUUGCGUUUCAGCUGAGAUGGACCAUGAGGCCGCGAUGCUGGAGGCCCGGAGUUGGGAUGACAAGGGCCUUGCGGUAGGAACACAUCCGCCCCUCGCAGCGCACCUGUCCUGAACCCUAACAGGGAUCGGGAAGUCUUCACAGCCCAACACUCCCCACUUGGUCAGUGUGGAAGCAUGUACACAAUAUGCAUUAAACAUUACAAGU
Molecule: messenger RNA, 1230 nt
Organism: Ochotona princeps (American pika)
Lineage: Eukaryota; Metazoa; Chordata; Mammalia; Lagomorpha; Ochotonidae
Gene: C7H4orf51
Product: chromosome 7 C4orf51 homolog
Exons: 6
Coding region: 417-1040 (207 amino acids)
Source: RefSeq, a predicted model, not a curated record